Molecule: messenger RNA, 2032 nt
Organism: Ostrinia furnacalis (Asian corn borer)
Lineage: Eukaryota; Metazoa; Arthropoda; Insecta; Lepidoptera; Crambidae
Product: nischarin
Exons: 4
Coding region: 136-1533 (465 amino acids)
Cellular component (GO): cytoplasm
Molecular function (GO): phosphatidylinositol binding; protein binding
Source: RefSeq, a predicted model, not a curated record
AUUCAAUCCAUUUUCAUUUGUGUUUCCUUCACGGAUGUGUACAAUUUGCGUCAGAUUUAAUGGAAAAUUUUAUUAAAAGUUUUGCAUAAAUGAUAGUGGUGAGUCAAGUGCAAGUUUCUACACAAGUUUGUCAAGAUGUCGUCCUUCAUAAACCACAGGAAUGAUAGUACAUUGAGGAUAGACGAAGCGACUACGAAAGACAAUGUUACGUAUUACAAAAUUCAAAUUAAAGUGGGCCCUGUGAACUGGAGCGUUUUGCAUCGGUACAGUGACUUCGUGGAACUCCAUGACAAGCUUGUGUUCGACCAUGGGGUGUCCAAAGAGUGGCUUCCACCGAAGAAAGUAAUACGCAACAAAACACCGAAAUUCAUCGAACAAAGACGGGAAGCCUUAAACGAAUACCUUAACAAUGUCUUUAAUUAUUUAAGACUGACGAUGCCGUAUGAAUUUGCUCACUUUUUAGACUUUCAUUUGUAUGAUAUAUUUUUCUUGCUGCAAGAUUUGGCUAAGAAACUGUAUUUGGAAGGAGAUGUGCUGUUGCAAGAUGAGAUGUCGUUUAAACUGACUCCAUUGGAGUUACAUGCUAUAAGCGAAAGACUUAAAAUGGCCUGCCCGCCCACCGAGAAAGUGGAUCAAAUGUACGACUUCAGUCAUGUACUGGACUACUGUUCACAGCUUCGUUCGCUCACCAUAGAAGGAAACUAUGACAAACUGGGCACUAGUAACGUGAUACCCAAUGAUUUGCGCUUUGAUUUAGUGCCUUUCAAGUCUCUGGUAGACUUAAAAAUUAUCGGAGUGCCUAUGCCGUGUAUACAAAGUGUUGGCACUCUCCGUGAUACGCUAGUGAGUUUAACAGUGAUGAUAGCCAGUGUUGUAUCGCUCAACGAGUUUCUAUUAGUGGAUAUUUUACACAAGGACCCAUCAAGCAUAGCAGAUACAGUGAAAUGGAACAAACUAUCGGUCAUAGACUUCGGCAGCAAUAACAUAGAGCAAGUCGAUUGGGCUAUCAAGUUGGUGCCUAAACUACAACAUCUGAGUCUCUCCUCCAACCGACUUAAAGAACUAUGUGACAUAUCCUGCCUACACGACCUUCGGAUACUCAACUUGUCUAUGAACAAUUAUUCUUUGUGCGAAAACUGGCACGCGAAAAUCGGGAACAUUGUCAAAAUUGACCUAUCCCAGAACAAAGUGACAACCCUGCAAGGAUUUUCCAGGUUAUACUCAUUGGAAAGUUUAGAUUUAAGCUGCAACAUGAUCACAGAUGUUGAAGAAGUCCAGCAUAUUUGCAAACUCCCUUGUUUGGAGUAUCUAUGGUUGACCGCCAACCCUGUGGCGUCUUCCAUAGAUUAUAGAGUGAAGGUCAUAGAGCAGUUUAAUGCGCGGAUGUCAGAACUAUGCCUGGACAAUGAGAGGCCUUCAGAAAAGGAAUUGGACACCGCUAGAGUAUUACAAGCGUUGAGGGUAGUCAAAGAAGGAAAGACGCCGACAUUUUUACAGAACAAUAAUACCAGCCAUAGCUUUAACAAAAGUUGACGAUAAUUGUAAACAAACUGACUAUAUUAAAGUUACUACUACAUAUAUUUGAAGUAAAUGUAAAUUCAAUAUUUAUUUUGUAUAUUGCCUUGACCACUAUAUUAAUGUUUCCUAUGAAUGUCAUAUUGUUUUUUGGAUUCACCAGCUGAGCUGAAAUAACUAAAUUUUGUAAUAUAAUUUUAUUUAAUUAUGACUAAUAGCACUUCUCAGUGUAAUAAUCCUAAAGUGCCCAGUGAAAUAAAAUUUUAAAGACUAGAAAUAAUAAUAAUAAUAGCUCUGCUUUUUAAUGUGUAUUCAUAUUACUACCAUAGGCCCAUGCCCGGAUUCUCUCGCGGUCGCCCGUUGCCGCCCGCAAUAAGGAUGGGGUAGCUUGGGAUCAUUGUACGAAAUUAUAUCUGCUCGGGUACCGGACUUUAGUAGUAUGAAUAUACCUUUAUCGCUUUAUUUUUUCUUCUGUAGCAACACUGCAAUAUUAUAACACCUUGUGAUAUUGGAAAAG